This is a messenger RNA of Mesocricetus auratus (golden hamster), 1583 nucleotides long. RefSeq names its product origin recognition complex subunit 4 (gene Orc4). The transcript is spliced from 14 exons. Gene Ontology annotation, molecular function: ATP hydrolysis activity; DNA replication origin binding. The coding region runs from base 174 to 1484 and encodes 436 amino acids. Gene Ontology annotation, biological process: DNA replication; DNA replication initiation. The record is from RefSeq and is a predicted model, not a curated record. Lineage: Eukaryota; Metazoa; Chordata; Mammalia; Rodentia; Cricetidae. Gene Ontology annotation, cellular component: nuclear origin of replication recognition complex; nucleus.
GAGGCGGUGGGAGCGCGGCGCAUGCUGGGAGUGGCUGUGUGCUCCCGGCGGCGGCAGGUGAAGUCGAGAGGGGAGAGGAGGCGAGUGAGCAUCCUGUAUCCUCGCAGUCGUCGGCGGCCGGCUUUACCCCGGUGUAGCUAGGCCUUCCUGCGAGAGGAUUUGAGUUGGUCGAAAUGAACAGUCGUAAAACCAAGGGUAACAGUGCAAUACAUGCAGAAUGUCUUCCACAGGUACAAAGAAUUUUACGUGAAAGAUUUUGUCAUCAGAGUCCACAUAGUAACUUAUUUGGAGUGGAAGUACAAUACAAGCAUUUAAUUGAGCUACUCAAAAGAACUGCUAUCAAUGGAGAGAGUAACUCUGUACUUAUUGUUGGACCAAGAGGAUCAGGAAAAACCAUGUUAAUAAAUCGUGCUUUGAAAGAACUCAUGGAAAUAAGAGAAGUGAGUGAAAAUGUGUUACAAGUUCACCUAAAUGGACUGAUGCAGAUAAAUGAUAAAAUUGCUCUGAAGGAGAUCACAAGACAAUUAAAUCUAGAAAAUGUAGUUGGAGAUAAAGUCUUUGGAAGCUUUGCUGAAAACCUUUCAUUUCUUCUGGAAGCUUUAAAAAAAGGUGACCGUGCCAGCAGUUGCCCGGUGAUCUUCAUAUUGGAUGAAUUUGAUCUUUUUGCUCAUCAGAAAAACCAGACCCUCCUUUAUAAUCUUUUUGACAUUUCUCAAUCUGCACAGACACCAGUAGCAGUUAUUGGUCUUACAUGCAGAUUGGAUAUUCUGGAACUCUUGGAAAAGAGAGUGAAGUCACGGUUUUCUCACCGGCAGAUACAUUUAAUGAAUUCAUUUGAUUUUCCACAAUAUAUGAAAAUAUUUAAAGAACAAUUAUCUCUACCUGAAGAAUUCCCAAAUAAAGUUUUUGCUGAGAGGUGGAAUGAGAAUGCUCAGUCUCUCUCAGAAGACUCAACUGUGCGUGAAGUUCUACAGAAACUUUUCAAUGUCAACAAAAGCUUACGGUCAUUACAUACGCUGUUGAUGCUUGCUUUAACUCGAGUAACAGUAUCACACCCAUUUAUGACUUCAGCAGAUCUGAUGGAGGCACAGCAUUUGUGUAGCUUGGAUUCUAAAGCAAGUAUUAUACAUGGGCUAUCAGUCUUGGAAAUCUGUCUUAUAAUAGCAAUGAAACAUUUAAAUGACAUCUAUGAAGAAGAGCCCUUUAAUUUUCAAAUGGUCUAUAAUGAGUUUCAGAAAUUUAUUCAAAGAAAGGCCCAUUCUGUUUAUAACUUUGAGAAACCUGUGGUCAUGAAGGCAUUUGAGCAUUUACAACAAUUGGAAUUAAUAAAACCAAUGGAAAGAACUUCAGUCAAUUCACAGAGAGAAUACCAGCUAGUGAAACUACUUUUGGAUAAUACUCAAAUUAUGAAUGCCCUACAGAAGUACUCCAACUGCCCUACAGACGUCAGGCAGUGGGCAACCUCCUCACUAAGUUGGCUGUGAACAUUUUAAGUACAUUUCUGUAAAGAACUAGAAGCUACUGCCCUCUAUCUAACAAGAUGUUAUUAUAUUCCUUUGUUUAUAAAGAUUGUUUAUGAGAAA